Messenger RNA from Gordionus sp. m RMFG-2023, 2649 nucleotides. Its product is annotated as lanosterol 14-alpha demethylase-like. Bases 30 to 1985 code for a protein of 651 amino acids. The record is from RefSeq and is a predicted model, not a curated record. Gene Ontology annotation, molecular function: iron ion binding; oxidoreductase activity, acting on paired donors, with incorporation or reduction of molecular oxygen; monooxygenase activity. The transcript has 11 exons. NCBI's taxonomy places the organism in Eukaryota, Metazoa, Nematomorpha, Gordioida, Chordodea, Parachordodidae.
CAAAAGAGUUAAUCUCUUUAUAAUUAUUUAUGCAAUUUUUAGAAAUAUUCUUUAACAACAUUAUUUCAUGUUUAGUGUUGUUGUUAUCAAUUGUCUUCAUAUAUUUUUAUAAAAAGGUUGACAAUCAAAAAUACAAUGCUAAAGAACCUCCUGUUAUUCCUUCUAAUCUACCCUAUUUUGGGCACAUGUUUGAUUUUGGUAAAGAUCCUAUAAAUUUUUUAUUAAAAGCUUACCAAGAGUAUGGUCCAGUUUUUAGUUUUACAAUGCUUGGGAAAAAAUUUACCUAUCUUUGUAAUACAGAAGCUAUUGCCUGUUUUUUUAAUAGCAAAAAUGAAGAUUUGAAUGCAGAAGAAGUAUAUAGCAGUCUUGUAACUCCUGUGUUUGGAUCUGGGGUUAUCUAUGAUGUACCUCACAAUAUCUUUAUGGAGCAAAAAAAGAUGAUAAAAAAUGGAUUAAUUCAGGCACGUUAUAGGAUUCAUGUGCCUAUCAUUGAAAAUGAAACAUUGGAUUUUAUCCAAAGAUUAAUGAUCAAUCAUAAAACCAUUGAUGAUCAAUCUUUCAAACUUAAUAUUCUAGAAACAAUGGCAGAAUUGAUUAUUUUUACCUCUUCAGCAUGCUUAAUGGGUAAAGAAGCAAGAGAAGCAUUAACUGAAGAAGUAGCAAAAUGGUAUACUGAUUUAGAUGGAGGCUUUUGUAUUGAAGCCUGGCUGUUUCCAGAAUGGAUGCCUUUUCCUGCUUUUAAAAAAAGAGAUGCUGCUCAUCUCAAAAUCAAAAAUCUAUUCUUGGGCAUAAUAGCUAAAAGAAGACUCGUAAAAGAACGACUAAAUAAUGGAUUUCAUACUGAAAAGGAAGAUAACGUGGGGACUGAGAUUGAUCAAGAAAGUGAUGGUGACAUGAUUGACACCUUCAUGAAUUCCAAGUACAAAAGCGGAAGGUAUACAACGGAUGAAGAGGUAGCCAAACUUAUGAUAAGUUUGCUAAUGGCUGGUCAGCACACAUCGUCUACGACCAGUUCUUGGCUUCUUCUCUUUCUAGCCAAGCACCAAGAUAUUCAGCAAAAAGUUUACCAAGAAGUUUUAGAUAAUUGCGAUAUAUCGAAUAUGAAAUCAGAUCAAAAAUCCGAGUCUCGCAAUCCUAUCAAAAAAUUGGAUCUUAAUUUGGACUCUCUCAAGAGGUUAGAACUUUUGGAUAGGUGCCUCAAGGAAACGCUCAGGCUAAGACCUCCCCUGUUGACCCUAAUGAGGCUAUGCAAAAAGGAUAUCUCGAUUAACGUUACCCAAAAUAACAAAAUGAAAUGCUAUGUUAUACCUUCCGGUUAUCAGGUUUGUGUAUCUCCGACUUUCACCCAUCAACUCAAAACCUACUGGCAUUCUAAGAAUGGACAUUUUGACCCUAAUAGAUAUAUUAACUCGCUAUCCGUUGUCGGCUCAAGUGAUGAGGAACCACCAUUAACAGCGAAUGAAAUCAACAAUUAUUUAAGUUCGAAUGCCGAUAUAGAAAAAUUUGAUAAUGGGUUAAAUAAUAUUAAAGAAAACCUUGAACAAGCUUUAAAGGACGAUAGAUUUAAGGGUAAGGAUAUUUCAAAAUGCCCUUUCCAUAAGCAAAUCAAUAAAUUAUUGGCAUGCAAGACUGAUACAAACAUUCCCGAUGACACUACAUUAAUUAAUGACACUGUUAAGAAUAUGAUCAAGUCGGUAAAGGAUAUUAAUGAUACUAAGAAUGAUAGAAAGUUCUCUUAUUUUCCAUUCGGAGCUGGGCGGCAUAGGUGUGUGGGGGAGGCAUUUGCCUAUAUACAGAUAAAAACGCUUGUAUCUACGCUUUUAGUUAAUUUUGAGUUCAGUUUGGUUGAGGGCGAUAAAGAAUUCAAUCAAGAAAAAGCAAAUAGUAGUAUGGAUAACUCUGACUCAUCCUUGGGAAUCAAUUACAAAACACUCAUAAGUACCCCGCUCAAGCCAUAUUUAAUCGUUAGGCAGAGAGGUUUUUAAUAUAAAACCAUAUGACGAUUAUAAAUAUGGUGCAGUUUUUUUCCUUUAAAGAUAUUGUGAUAAAUAUCCAUUUUUCAUAUUUUAUUUAGUCUGUCAAAAUGAUAGCCUUUUUUUAGUUUAAUAGUAAGUUAGGAAAGUUUAUAAACAUAUUGCAAAAAAUUUUAUCCUCAUUUAUUAAAUAUUUUAGUCAAAAUGAUCUUUUAUAAAAAUAUAAUUAUAUCAUAUAAUUCGAAAACUUGCUUCAAUUUUAUAUUAUAUAUUCACUUUAUUAAAUUUUUUAAAUCGCAUUUUAAACCUGCCCCCAGCCCAGUGUUACCUUUAUAUAUUUUGCUCAUUUUUUAUGUUGGCUUUUACUGCGAUAAAUAUUUUUAAUGAUUUAUUUCUAUUUAAACUUUUGGUACCAUUUUUUCUAAUUUAAAUAAUUCCUCACAAGCUCAACUAUAAUUUUUUUAAUGAAACGCACAUUUUUAUAAUUUAUAUAAAAAACAAAAACCCCUAUAAUGCAUUAAGAUUUACAAAAUGCUUAAUUCCAAAUAAAUUACUAAUGAUUUUAAAGAGAUAUUUUUUAGUCUCAUUUAUUCAGCAGUAGCGUUAUUUUUUUAUUAUACAUUAACGCAUGCUCAAAAAAACUUUUUUACUCGGAAAAUAGUAAAUUUUAGACAUG